Molecule: messenger RNA, 6616 nt
Organism: Octopus bimaculoides (California two-spot octopus)
Lineage: Eukaryota; Metazoa; Mollusca; Cephalopoda; Octopoda; Octopodidae
Source: RefSeq, a predicted model, not a curated record
UUGCAGAAAUGUUUGAUACGUGAUAUAUAUAUAUAUAUAUAUACACAUAUAUAAAGACCAUAUUUCCCAACACAGGAAAGAGGCGCGCUCUUGUUCGCUUCACCUUUCUCUUGAAAUAUACUUAGGCACAUAGACAAAAUCAAAACACACCGACACAUAUAGACACACACACACACACACACACACACACACACUCUUUCACACACACACAUACAGCUAUAUGUAUAGCUACACACUCAAUCACACACACAUACAUACACACAUAUAUAAAUAUAUGUAUUUAUAGAUAUAAAGGUUUAUUUCCUUUCUCCAAAACUUGCAACUACGACGUUGAGGAAAACAUGGCAACAUUUUCAUACUUGUGUCGGCGUUUAGCGCUGGACACUAAAGGACUUCUUAUUACAACCCUACGGACUUACUACAUUCUUGGAAUCUUCACAGUUACGCUAACUGGAGCGUUGCAGUGUCCCAAAGAUUUUACCCAGAAAACAACCGAAUGUUUAGCAGAUUAUACAAGAGAAUUGAAUAAUGUUGAAAAUAAUGAGUACAAACUAUUAACUGGAAUUGAAGUUGAAGCUAUCAGAGCAUUUUGCAGCUCCUAUCAAAAAGGUAUGAAGUGCAUUGAAGAUUUCAAGAGCAAAUGUAGCCGGAAAGAAAAACCUCGAAUAUUAAUAAACCUAAGUCAAAACCAAAGGGAGUUAAACAAACUAUGUGAAGAUGACAGACUUUAUGAAAAAUAUGCUCGCUACCAGACAUGUUUUAUUCUUCAUAGUGACCACACUGAGAACUGCUUUAGCAAAAUUACUAAAAAGACAGUUACUAUAUUUACAAAACUUAAAUAUCCAUCUGACGCAGUGUUCUGCAGCAAUGUGAAACGCGUCCAUAACUGUAUAGAAAACACUAUUACAGAUAAAUGUACCAAAGAUGCCGGAAAGCUGGUUGAGUAUUUGCUCACUCCUAUGAUAAUGAAAAGUGCACAGUGUGCUCUAAAAGACCCAGUAACGACCACAUCUACGCCAACAACAACUCGAUCAACAACACAUGUGCGAAUCAUCGUUCCCGCCGAUCGCCGUGAGGAGACACACAUUACCAACGGUUACGGUGUCACAAUAUUGCCGCCUCGCCUGUUUUAUCUGACAUUCUUCGCUGUUUCUUUCUAUUAUUUAAUGACAUUCUUGUCUUCAGGCACACUAAAAUGGACUUGAAUGCCACUAUAAAUCAGACAUGGAAAAAUUAGCUGUGAAUAAUGGGAAAUAAUUAUAAGGCUUAUUUUGAGAGAAUCAGCAAUUUUUGUUUCAUUCUUAAACAAAUAACCUCUAUCUUAUUCGAUGGAUUACUGUUCCUUAAACUGCUAUCUGCCAUAUUAAUUCGUACAACUUCUAAAAUAUAAAUAAUAUUAUAUACAGAAACCUUAUUUUUUGUUCUAUGUCAAUCAUAUUUUAUAUCUGCAAAAAUGUAGUUUCUUACUCAAUUUUAUAACAUUAUUUAAUCACUUCUUCAGUAUGAUGAUGAUGAUGAUGAUGAUGAUGAUGAUGAUGAUGAUGAUGGUGGUGAUGAUGGUGAUAUACAUAUAAUAUAUAUGUAUAUAUAUAUAUAUAUAUAUAUAUAUAUAUAUAUAUAUAUAUAUAUAUAUAUAUAUAUAUAUAUAUAUAUGAUGGAUCACUAUGACUAUAUUUCUUAUUUAUGCUUACAUGCGAUUUAACAGAUCCCUGUGUGUCCAUCAAAUUUCCAUGCUCAGUGACCUUUAUACAAUGGCACGCAAACAUAAUAGAAAUAGAAUCAUGUGAAACAUGUUUCAUAUUUAAGAUAUUAGAUAAUUCAAUGACUUGUAUUAUAUCAAUGUUGAAUGCAUAGUAAUAAAGUAACAAUGACCAAAAAUAUAAACAUAUGAUAUUUGUAAUAUAUAUUCUUUUCUAAGUAUUCGAAUUCUACAAUCAGAUGGAAAUCAAUGCGAUAUGCAUUGGAGAUAUAGUUUUAAUUGUGGUAACAUUUGCAUACAUUAUCAGUGAGAUUGCUAUGAAAGGUUUAAGGCUCAUCAAUGCUGUCAAUGACUCUUAUUCUCUACCUAUUUCCUGCUGGAUAACAUUAUUCAUAUUUCCUUUCCUACCAAUAAGUACAUUGGAAAUAAACCCAAUGUUAUAUGUCGAGUAUAAACUUUUCUCUUUCUGGAAAUUAUUUAAUACCUUUAAAAUAUGUGCUUAGCUUAGCUAUUAAAAAAUGGUUAUCAAAUAAUUUUGAUUAUCUUUGCCCAUGGCUAACACUAUUAGCCGACUGGUGAACAUACCAAUUGCCAUAAAAAUUAGGAUAUUUAGACUUACAUAUUUGCUUGCAUAGUCUUACACCUUUCAUGAACCAUAUACUACUUUUGCAAAAUAUCAAUUUUGAAACAUAAGAACCAAACACGUUUUACUUUCUCAACUAAAAUCAACAAAAAAAAACAGACAAUUUAAAAUUUACAUCAUAUGUUCUCAACUAAAAUCAACAAAAAAAAACAGACAAUUUAAAAAUUACAUCAUAUGUUUUAUAAAACAUUUUUAAGAUAAGUAUUUUAAAAAUUCAAGCAUGUAUUUCACAAAAUAACUUUCUAAUAUAUUCUAAACAUUCUUCAUGAAGGAAACAAUAUUCUAAUUGAUGCCACUCAAAAUACUAGGGGUUAAGAGUCUACUAUAAUGAAUCAAAGAUAGAACAGAAUCUUAUUGUAAACCCACAGGUAUCUCAUAUAUUCUGAUCAAAACACCCACACACACAUACACACAAACACACACAUACACACAGACGCACAGACACACAUGCACACACGUGCACGCACACACACACACACAUAUAUCGAAUAUAUCAAAAGAUUUUCAAAAGCAAUACGAUUAUCAUGCUCUGUAUCACAAAAGUAACUACGUAUACGCAGAAUAUUUUCAGUCGAACCAAAAUAGUAUAUCUCAGAAUGUGAGAUAUCAUGUACUCUUUUUGUCAAAGUAAUUAUAUGAUAAACCUAAAGUAUUAUACAUGGGAUUUAAUCAUUAUAGAUAUCAUGAUUUGUUCUUAUACAAAUAUUAAUUUACCUUAUCCAUGAAAGAUCGGCUCUUCUUAGUAAUUCAUUUAUACUGAAUUUUAAAUGCUUGCACAUUUUUCUGCGAGUCUCCAGUAAUUAAAAUGUAUUCACAUUUUAUUUUUAAAACUAUUAACUGUAACUCAUGUCAAUGGAAUUCUCUUUCUAGGUAAAAAUAUCUGAAAACUAGGAAUAUUACAUUAAAUCGUUACCUUAUAUACUUUGUCUUUAUAGUACUGUCUUCUGCAUUGCUAUCUCUUUUUUGUACAUAUUUUAGGGCAUCGCAAAUUAGCAAUUUACUAGAAAUCUGGAAACAGAUAAAUGCUCGUUAUCGUUUUUGAUCAUAAUUACACAAUAUGGUAAGCUAUCAGUAGAUUAAACUUGCAAUGUUGAGAGUAAAUAAUAUUUAAUGAAAGCAACAAUCACUGUAAAUCAAUGUCUUUCCUGAUAAAGAAACUUCCAUAUAUAUGAUCGUACUUAAUUCUUGAAGGAAAUCUUGACUUGGAGCGGAUCGGGGUCAAUGUGAAGAGUUAAUGCUUGGCUUUGAGUUAUUCUGGACACCAACUAUUUGGACAACUCAACUGAAUAUAAAGACAAGAUGAACUCAGAAAUACCGCAGAUUCUUUAAAUUGAUCGUCCUCCUAUUUUAUCUAGGCCUGAUUGAACCAAGCAGUUCACGAUAGUCCAAUAAUCAACCCAGAGGAUAAUGAAUCCGACAUAUUCUUUCCUAAAAAUUUGCUUUUAAGAUUCAAAUAUCGGCAGGAGUAGAAGAAUGCCUAAGACCCAAACAUCAUCUAUUUAUAUGCCAGAGAAGUUGUUUAAUGAUGAAAAUAGUUAAAUAAUUAUGCGUUGCUUUAAUCACUAAACAGUUGGAAUUUAAUAUUUUAAUAUAGUAUAUCUUUAUUUUCUCUUGUGCAUACUCCGGCUUGGAAUAACGGAAUGCGCGCAUAUCUGAAUGCAUAAAAAUGUGUAUCAUAUACUGGAUUGCAAGAUGAGUGUUUUCGUAAUUCAAGGAUGAAAAAUGAAAUGGAAAGCGUGAACUGUGACAUUUUUUGAAAGAUUUGGUAGUUAUAUUUUCUAGAAAUAAAGGUCACAUUUGAAAGUUAUACAGAAAUGAAAGGAUUCGUACUAUCAAUACACUUUUUUUUUUAGCCAACAUCAAAGAUGAUGCAUUUCAUAAUCUUUGUCAAACAUUUGUCACUAUAAAUUUAACUAUAUUAUAAUAUGUUUUGUAUUUACAAAUCGUGUAAGAGCUGUAUUAAAUUGAUGUGUUAUAUAGAAUGGAAUAUCAAAUCUAUUGUAUCUAUAUUCUUAAUUUAUGUUAUAGGAAUUGAAGAUGGAAAAUAUAUGAACGUAACACCAUAGGUGGUUCUGGGAAUGAAAAGUAUUUUUGCAUUUUCAUAUCUAAGUCUCUAUAAGAUUUAUGAAGAGUUAAAUUUAUGGAAAUAGAAAUAGGAAAAACUGUGUAUAAGAAAGUAAAUAUACAUUCAUACAGUUUUGACUUCAACACAAACUGAGAUGCGCUUUGGAUUUUUUUGGGGGGAGGGGGUGUAUUUUAAAAGAUUUAUACAAUUUUUCAUAUUUUCUCCUACAAAGAAAUCUUGAAAAAUUUGGCGACCAAAAUACUAAAAAAUGUUGUUUACACACACACGACAAGCACAUACACUCAUAUACAGAGAAAGAGAGUCAGAUAGAUAGAUAGAUAGAUAGAUAGAUAGAUAGAUAGAUAGAUAGAUAGAUAGAUAGAUAGAUAGAUAGAUAGAUAAAUUGCUAGAUUGAUAGCUAGAUAGACAGACAGACAGACAGACAGACAGACGGGUGGAUGGAUGGACAUAUAAAGUGGAAGAGGGAGAGGAGAGACGAUUUAAGAAGAAAAAGAAAAGAGGGAAUAAUCGAAUAUAAAAGAAAUUGGUCAAUGCCAAGUAUUUUUUGUUACAUUUAAGACAUUCAAUUGUAAAAUUUUAAUACAAAUGUCAAGAAAAUGUGUUAAUAAUACAUGGAAUGAUGAAUCUUGCUUAAAUUGAAUGUUUUUAACUCCAUGUUUAUCUGUAUGUAUUUCAAUAACAUUUCAUUCAUUUUCUUGUCAAAAUGAAAGACUUAUUGUCUGUGAAUUAAAGUCUUCAAUAUAAAGUGCUGAGAUUUAAACAUUCACGAUUCAUGAGGAAAUUACUCCUGCCUCGUUGAAGAAAAUGUAUUGAUUAAAAUUCGUUCGAACAGCAAUGAUUAUUUUUACAAUCAACUGUAUUUUUUGCUGCAAUUCUAUCAUAAUUGAUUUGUAAAGGUAUUUGACUUCUUCGGAUCAUCAAGUUAGAAAAGGAACUGAUGUCCUAACUUUCUUAAUUUAAAAUGUUAUACAUACAUGCAAAUAUAUUUUCAAAGAUGUAAUGAAGAUUCAAUGUUUUCCUUAAGCUGUUGCGUUCUCAAUAGUGAUAAAUGAUGAUAUUACAAAAAAUAUUCCUUUCUAAUAUCGAACUGAAAAUCGAUGCAAAAAUGGAAUAUGACACAAUUAUAUUUCACAGAGCUGAUGAGCGAUAAUCAGUCGAAUCCAUUUGCGUAGAUUCCACGGAAAGAAACUUUCAAAAAAACAGCAAAUCACAUUUUGAAACAUUCACUCAAUUAUUUAUUCAUUCUUCAUUUUGCAAAAUGCAGUAAACGUUAUAUUUUCUUAUCGUUUAAGUGGUUCUAUAGAAACAGUAGAGAAAAUAUGAUUUUGAACAUCAUUGUACAUACAGAAUGUAAGUAUCACAAUAGGAGUUUAAUCGUUACGCAUUUAUAAUGGGUCCUUUGUAAGGCAAUGACUAGAAAAUGUAGAAACUAUCUUUGGUAAUUUGUUCAGGCAGAGUAGAAAUCACUUUUUGAAAUUCAAAGCAUGUUAGAAAUAAAUGUAUGUUCCAGAAAUAUAGAUUCCUGUUUUUACUGAAUUGUUUUUGUCAUGGCUUUAUUAGAAUCUCUCAUAACCAUUUUAUAUGGCUUAUUUAGUGCAAACUAUUUAAUACUGGGAAUUAACUAUGAACUUGAUAAGGAAUUUAGCUCAUUACAGGAUUUGUUCAGAAGUGAGUUUUGUACUAAAAACGUAUUCUUCAAUAUUACUAUCCACCCAUUGAUGACUGAGAUAAUCUCUCCUUCCAUUUGCUGUCUGUUUGCAGAUUGUCGAGAAAUCAUUGAAGCGUGUAUUGUUGUCAAUGGGCUAACUUUAGAGUAAAAAAGCAACCUUCAUGAAGUGACUGUAUGCAAAUGGCAGUUUCUAAAACUUAGCAACUUAAAUUGAAUGAUAUUGUUAAGUUUCUAUAAUUGUCAUAUUAUAUUACCUUUAAAAAAUUAAUAUACAGAUUUAAUAAGGCUCAGUUAAUCAGCAAAAUAUUUCUGCUGCACAAAUUUUCUUUAUAUGUGCAUAUAUAUAUAUGUGCGUGUGCGUGUGCACGCGUAAAGUUUUACAUAUUUACGAAUAUGUAUGUGGGGGAGGGUAUGUGUGUGUGUGUCUGUAAACCGACAUAUCUAUAUAUAUAUGCACAUAUAUACAUAUAUAUAACACAUACAUAAUAUAGGUAUAUAUGUAUAUAUAUAUAAAACACA